Molecule: messenger RNA, 3644 nt
Organism: Scomber japonicus (chub mackerel)
Lineage: Eukaryota; Metazoa; Chordata; Actinopteri; Scombriformes; Scombridae
Product: sodium- and chloride-dependent GABA transporter 2-like
Exons: 15
Coding region: 57-1889 (610 amino acids)
Biological process (GO): sodium ion transmembrane transport
Cellular component (GO): membrane
Source: RefSeq, a predicted model, not a curated record
GAAUACUGAUCAGUUUGUUGUUGCUGUAAGCAACUCUUGGGGGAGGGGGCUUUGUGAUGGAGGGGGAAUUCCUCAAAGGAAACAGCCUUGAGGUGCCUGAUCGGGAUAACGGUCUGGUGAAGAAGACUCAGCUGUUGGACCGUGGCCAGUGGGCGAACAAGGUGGAGUUUCUGCUGGCUGUUGCAGGAACCCUGGUGGGACUGGGAAACCUCUGGAGGUUCCCAUAUUUGUGCUACAAAAAUGGGGGAGGUGCAUUUCUGGUUCCGUAUGUCCUGUUUCUGCUCUCAUGUGGAAUCCCAAUGUUCCUUCUGGAGACAGCAAUGGGACAGUUCACAUCUCAAGGAUGUAUUACUUGCUGGAGGCAUUUCUGCCCCUUGUUUGAAGGGAUUGGUUACGCCACCCAGGUAGUGAUUGCAUACGCUGCUGUGUCAUACAUCGUCAUCCAGGCCUGGGCCUUCUUCUACCUCUUCUCAUCCUUUAGUGCUGAGAUCCCAUGGGCCAGCUGCAGGAACGCAUGGAACACAGAGUAUUGCAUUGAAUUUGAUAAAACAAAUGUGUCAGCUAAUUGGACAGCAGGUGCAAACACAACAACGCCUGCAACAGAGUUCUGGGAGAGACGAGUACUUGGUAUAUCUAACGGGAUUGAGGAGAUCGGUAGCCUGAGGUGGGAGUUGGCCUUGUGUCUCUUACUGGCUUGGAUCCUGUGCUACUUCUGUGUGUGGAAAGGAGUGAGGUCCACUGGAAAGGUAGUUUACUUUACAGCCACUUUCCCCUACCUGAUGUUGGUGGUUCUGUUGGCUCGUGGACUCACUUUACCAGGAGCUAUGGAUGGCGUAGCUUUCUACCUUUAUCCUGACCCGACAAGGUUGGUGGACCCUCAAGUUUGGAUGGACGCAGGUGCACAAGUCCUUUUCUCUUUUGGUAUCUGUCAGGGGAGUUUGACAGCUCUUGGCAGUUACAAUCAGUAUAACAAUGAUUGUUACAAGGACACAUUUGUUUUGUGUUUGGUGAAUGGUGGGUCGAGCUUCGUGGCAGGGUUUGCUAUCUUUUCAGUUUUGGGCUUUAUGUCCUACGAACAAGGACUGCCAAUAUCUGAAGUGGCUGCUUCUGGUCCUGGUUUGGCAUUUAUUGCCUAUCCGAGGGCAGUGGCCAUGAUGCCUUUUCCUCAGUUGUGGGCUAUAUGCUUCUUCAUCAUGGUCAUCUUGCUGGGUGCUGAUACACAGUUUGUGAGUUUAGAGUGCCUGAUGACCUCCGUGACGGACAUGUUCCCCACUGUUUUUCGGAGAGCUUAUCGUCGAGAAUUGCUGCUGCUUUGUCUCUGCUCCGUCUGUUUCUUUCUUGGUCUCCUUCUUGUCACAGAGGGGGGCUUGUAUUUCCUUCAACUGUUUGAUCAUUAUGUUUGUAGCGGCAACAAUCUUCUCCUUCUUUCGGUGUGUCAGUCAAUAGCAAUUGGAUGGAUAUAUGGUGCCGAUCGUCUGUUUGACAACAUUGAAGACAUGAUAGGUUACCGUCCGCGGCCACUAAUGAAGUUCUGCUGGCUUUACGUUACCCCUAGUAUUUGUCUGGGUACCUUCAUCUUUUCAGUGGUGAAAUACAAGCCUCUCAAGUUCAACAAAACCUAUGUUUACCCGACCUGGGCCUACGCUUUGGGCUGGUUCCUUGGACUGUUCUGCGUUCUGCUGGUACCUCUGUGGAUCAUCUUUAAAGUAACCCAGAUGAAAGGAACGGUGUGGCAGAACCUAAAUCAGCUUUGCCGCCCGGAAAUCAAGACACACAACAACGCAGCAAAGCAGCCUGAGCAAUGCCCUUUGAACCCCGACAACACUCUUUCUCCUGCUGCCAAUGAAUACAAGGGAAGUGGUGGAGCUGAGAUGGAGAUGCAAGUCUGAGAUGAAGAUUUUUUUAAAAAUGUGUUUGGAUGUAGUUUUUAACUCCAGUUUUACAAGCUAAGCAUCUUUAAGGAGUUAUGAUGAGCAAUAAUUUCUUCCAGCUCUACUAAGUUACUAAAUCAGGUCUGCAACCUGCACAACAGACAGACUCACUGUGAAAUGCCUCUGCUGUAGAGUAUUGAGAGGAGAAAAUUGCAAUAAGUAAAGCAUUUUAAUAGGUAUGGUAAGUUCAAUCAACAUUUCCUCCAUGCAUCAUAUGCCAGCUAGAUGAACUGCCAAUCUUGAUGUUCACUGUCUAUUAAAAUCUAAAAUCCAACCCCUAAAAAACAACAAAACAACAAUUUUUUAAAAUCCAAAUUGAGUGGCAGCUGAUGUAUAGAUACAAUGCAGAAGGCCUUUAUGAGUGGAAAAUGUUGCCUUUUUUAUUUGUGAAUAUAAGCUUUGCCUUAUACAAGUUUUGCAGCUACAUGUCCGGCUGCAGGGCAGAUUUAAAUUUCUACUUUCUGACUCUAUUAGCUGUCUAUAUUAUACAUUUACUUUUAUUACAUUUAUUUACCAACACAAAUUGAGCUAUCAUCUGUUGUAGUACAGUGGAGACCAUAAACCUGAGUCUGUUACCAAGAAACAAACUACUGCUGGCAGUACAUACCGCACAUCACAUUCUGCUGAAGCAGCAGUCUUCACAUCUCACUCAGUGAUGUGGUUUAUUUUACGGGUAUUCACACUCACAGUUUAUUACAUGGAGACAUAUUUUAACUCCCUCUCUGCAUAGACAAUAUGAGGUGACCUGCAUUUGAAGGAUUUCCAAGGAUUCAACUUGUCUUUGCAUCACCACAAAGGCUAAAAAGUAAACUGUGUACAUGAAAAGAGAGAGGUCUACUACUACAAGCUCAAAAGCGGCUGUCUAGAACUAGAAAUUACACCUUGUAGCACCAACUUAAUACAUGCAGCAGUUCAAAUCAAUUUACCUUAAGAUUCUGGAUACAUUUUUGGAUAAAUAAAAAAAGGAUAAAAGCGACAACUGCUGAGGCUUAUGGGUACUGUAGUAAAAAUGGGCAAUACCAAACUGAAAAAAUAAUUAUUUGAAAUGAAGUUGAAAUAUUUGCAAAUGUUGUAUGAUGAGGAACAUUUAAAAAAUCAAUGUGAAUUUAUAAUGUGGAAACUUGCAGCUCUGACAGAUGUUUUAGUAAGUGCUGUGCAAACAAAACACACUACGCAUAAUUUUUGGUAGUGGAUUAAGACUUUUGGGCCCCAGACAUAGUAUGUAUUAUGGCAAUGUACAAAAUUAACCCUAAAAUGUUGUUACAACAUUUUACCUGUAGCACAAAUCCAUGCACUGUAAUAACUACAAUGAUAUAGUAUAUAGUAGUAUAUAAUAACUAUAUUCAGUGCCAGAGCUUGCAAUGAUUUUGGCAUAUCAGUUUACUCACCUAAAAAACAACAAAACAAAAACACAAAAAAACAGAAUUAUACUUUUUUAAUACUAUUAUAUUAAAAAUGGUUACUGGAAGUAAACAGCUAAAAAAACUUUGUUUUCAUGUCCCUGUAUGUAACAAGCUACUUAAAUAAAUAGCAAUAAAUAGAAAAAAACAAACAAAUCACUUUCAAAUUACAUGACGUUGCUGAUUUGAAGAUUUCCUAAAGUUGGUCUGUUCUCACAAUAAGUAAAUGUCAAUUCAGUGUGGACUUUGUAUCAGAAAACAUUUUGUUGACAAAUUAUUUUCAUGCUAUGAGAAAUCAAUAAAUAUUAUUUCA